CUUGUUUUCUAGUUGUCAUUGUCCCCUUUCCCAUUUCCUAUCAUAUAAAUAUACUCCCAAAUCACUCCCCAUUGUUAUUCUCAUCCCACACAAAAGUACUCCUAUAAAUAAAUCAAAUCAUUUAAUUUCUUCGUUAAUUUUUCAAAUAAUUCAUCUUUUUGAACAAAAUCCCUAAUUUUCCUGCAAUUUUCCCUCUGUAAUUUUUAUCUUCUGGCGGGAAAUGGAGUCAGCGCCGCCGGAAUAUUCUCCCGGCGGAAUGCAAGCAAUCGCCGAUGACGAACAGCGAGUUUAUUUAGUACCGUUCAGGUGGUGGAAAGAAGCGCAAAAUGCAUCAACGAGUGAUUCUAACCGGAUAAAAGGGGUUUUAUAUAGUGCAUCGUCUUCAUCGUCUUAUGGUGGUCCGAUGAAGUUGAUCAACAAUAUUUUUAGUUCGGAUCUUUUGUUCAAUCUUAGGAGAGAAGAAGAAAGUAGUUCUGAUAUUGGUGAAGUUAGUGUUUCUGGUCGUGAUUAUGCCCUGGUUUCUGGUGAAAUGUGGUUGCAAGCUCUUAAAUGGCAUAGUGAUUCCAAAAAUGCAAUGAAGCGGGUAGGAAGUUUUUCAGCAGGUGAUGUUGAUAUAGCAGAUGUCUAUCCCUUACAACUCAGGCUCUCUGUUUUAAGAGAAGCAAACUCAUUGGGAGUUAAGAUAACUAAAAAGGACAACGCUGCUGAACUCUUUAGACGAGCUUGCAGAAUUUUCAAUAUUGAGAACGAGUUGUUGCACAUAUGGGAUUUCUCCGGAAGGACUAGUCAUUACUUGGUUAGUGACAAUGGCCCACUUCCAUUGGAUAUUCAAGGUCAAUUUGAUCAGGAAAUACUUUUGGAAUUGCAAAUAUAUGGCCUGUCAGAUUCUCCUAGGUCUAGGGAUGCAAAGAGAGAAGAGUUCUCUGAGCCGAAUGUUGCUGCAGGAUCCUCUUCUAGUAGUUCUACGACAAUAAACGGUAGCACUGGAAGCAGUUACCGUUUCCCCAGGACGAAUUCCUGUACUUUUAGUAGCAGUGCUGUUGAGUCAGGUUCUUUGGGUUUGACCGGAUUGCAAAAUCUUGGAAAUACAUGUUUUAUGAACAGUGCACUUCAGUGCUUAGCGCACACCCCAAAGCUUGUUGAUUAUUUUCAUGGAGACUACAAUAAAGAAAUUAAUCACAGUAAUCCAUUGGGCAUGGAUGGUGAAAUUGCUUUGGCUUUUGGAGAUUUGAUUAGAAAGUUAUGGGCUCCCGGAGCGACUCCAGUAGCACCUCGGACCUUUAAAUCAAAGCUCUCUCGUUUUGCUCCCCAAUUUAGUGGCUUCAAUCAGCAUGAUUCGCAAGAAUUGCUUGCUUUUUUGUUGGAUGGACUCCAUGAAGAUCUGAACCGUGUGAAGCUAAAGCCCUAUGUAGAAGCUAAAGAUGGAGAUGGUCGGCCAGACGAGGAUAUAGCUGAUGAGUAUUGGCGAAAUCAUCUGGCUCGAAAUGAUUCUAUCAUUGUUGAUAUUUGCCAAGGUCAAUAUAGAUCAACACUAGUUUGUCCAAUUUGCAAGAAGGUCUCCAUCACAUUUGAUCCAUUUAUGUAUCUGUCGCUACCUCUACCUUCAACUUCAAUGCGGACAAUGACCUUGACAAUCCUGAAUACUGAUGGUACCUCUGGGCCUGUUGUGGUUACUGUUUCUGUGCCUAAGUAUGGGAAAGGUGUAGAUCUUAUUAAAGCUUUGACGUCUGCGUGCUCUUUGCGAACAGAUGAGACACUUUUGGUGGCUGAGGUGUACAAUCACCGUAUUAUCCGUUUUUUGGAAGAUCCAGCCGACUCAUUGUCCUUGAUUAGAGAUGAGGACCGUCUGGUUGCUUAUCGGCUACUAAAAGCUGCUGAGAAAGAAACUACAGUGGUGUUUAUGCAUCAGGAGAUUGAAGAGCAGUAUAUCAACGGGAAAAUUACUCAAGGAUGGAAAUCAUUUGGAAUUCCUCUUGUGGCUAGAGUCUCUAACAAGAUGAAGGGAGCAGAUAUCUUUAACUUGUAUAUGAAGUUGCUUAAUCCAUUUCUCAUGCCUAAUGAGGACAACUUACAAGAUCAGGAUGCCUCCAAAAGCUCUGUAGCUGAUAAUAUGAUAGAGAAUACCUCAAAUCUUGUUGUUUAUGAACAAACUGAUGGUACUGAAGUUGAUAAUGAUGAGGGCAUCGAGGUGGCAGGUUAUUGUGAGUUUCUGUUUUACUUCACAGAUGAAAAAGGCAUUCUUAGGAACUCCAAGAUAGAAAUGGAUGACUCUGCAAUAUCUGAGAACUUGCCGAGACGGUUGAAUGUCGCUGUUUCUUGGCCCGAGAAGAAAACUGAAAUCUAUGACACUGUUCUGCUUAGCAAUCUGCCUGAAAUUUUCAAGUCUGGCUUUCCGGCUAAAAGGCCUCAAGAGAUUGUGUCUCUUUAUAGAUGCCUUGAGGCUUUUCUAAAAGAGGAGCCUCUUGGACCUGAAGACAUGUGGUACUGCCCUGGCUGUAAGCAGCAUCGUCAAGCAACCAAAAAGUUGGAUCUUUGGAGACUCCCUGAAAUUCUAGUGAUUCACUUGAAGAGGUUUUCAUACAGCAGAUACACAAAAAACAAGUUGGAGACCUAUGUUGACUUCCCAGUUGACAAUCUUGAUUUGUCCAUGUAUAUUGCUUGCAAGAAUAUGCAAACGUCUUGUCGUUAUGUGCUUUAUGCAAUCAGCAAUCACUAUGGAAGCUUAGGAGGUGGUCAUUACACUGCUUUUGUCCAUCAUGGUGGCGGUCGAUGGUACGACUUUGAUGAUAGCAAUGUUUCCCAUAUGAACGAGGAGAAGAUAAAGACUUCAGCCGCUUAUGUUCUUUUCUAUAGAAGAGUUGAAGAUUUGUAAUAGGCAAACAUCAGCCAUCGAUGAUACACACACUAGAGCAGCGUGUUUUUAGAAAAUCCCAUCCCAGUUAUUUAUUCUUUUAUUAAAUAUUUACCAAAUUGAAAGGUGAUUGUGUGUUCUCUGGCAUCAUUUUUUCUGGGAUGCUUGGGGACUCCUUGUCGACACUCAGAUAUGUCUGGGAGACCUUGUUGAUCUUGCUAGGAGGGUUUGAUGGAUAACAGAGAAAUAGCUGAAUUUGUUCUCUGCAUCAUUUUUUCCGGGAUGCUGUGAGACCUUGUUGAUCAUGCCAGGGUUUGACGGACAGUAGCGAAAUAGCUGAAUUUGUACCAGGAUGAGCACCGUUCGUAUCUUUAAACACUCUGUAGAAGGAACACCUCUAGUAAUUUACUAACCCAAAUUCUUUUUCAGGAGUAACUUAAUACCUGAAGUCAUUUGUUUCUGUAUCUUUGAUUUUCUUUGCAAAAGGGGUUGAGUUUGCUUUGCUGCUUUAGAGCUUCAAAUCAACCCAAAGCAGUGUAUUCUUUUUGUUGUAUGCGAUGUAACAUACCAAGGAUUAGUUGAUAAGCUAUUGGACCGUAAUUCUUUCUCUUUUAUGGACUUGAUAUUUUGGUA
Amaranthus tricolor (Joseph's coat) is the source of this 3484-nucleotide messenger RNA. RefSeq names its product ubiquitin carboxyl-terminal hydrolase 8. Gene Ontology annotation, biological process: protein deubiquitination. The transcript has 13 exons. The coding region runs from base 221 to 2872 and encodes 883 amino acids. Gene Ontology annotation, molecular function: cysteine-type deubiquitinase activity. The record is from RefSeq and is a predicted model, not a curated record. Lineage: Eukaryota; Viridiplantae; Streptophyta; Magnoliopsida; Caryophyllales; Amaranthaceae.